This is a messenger RNA of Saccostrea echinata, 1538 nucleotides long. RefSeq lists its product as uncharacterized. The record is from RefSeq and is a predicted model, not a curated record. The transcript has 5 exons. Lineage: Eukaryota; Metazoa; Mollusca; Bivalvia; Ostreida; Ostreidae. Bases 68 to 1186 code for a protein of 372 amino acids.
UUCAGAUUCAUCUAAUUCUUCCAACUUCCUUUUAUCACCAUGCGCAUCCCCUUCAGCAUCAGAACUAAUGCGGAAAAGGGGAAGAUCAAACUCAAGCGACGACAGUUACACCUCCGGAGUGAAAUUUGGGAGGUUUGCUGAAGACCAUGUUUCAGAAUGGGAUAUUUGUAAAUUAGAAUCUUUUGGAAUCUUUUAUGACGAAAAAGCAACAGAAUUAUCUGAGUUAUAUGAAUCAGCCCUGAAAGACUUGUAUUUGGUACUAGGUAUCAAAGAUCAUGCUACGUUGUGGUCUAAACUUCUUGAGAUAAAGGAAUUUCUGGUGGAAUCAACGAAAAGUUGCAUGCAUAGCUUAGAUGCAGAUGAAGAAUUUUCUGAAAUUGAUUCAAUGAGUCGAUUUGUUGUUGUGAAAGAAACCGAAAAAUGUUUGCAAGCAAUAGCAAAAAUAAAAGAGGAAAUGGUAAUGAAAGGAUCUGCAUCAUCAAUGGAUUAUCUCUCCUGGCACAUUUUUAGCAUUUGGCAUACUGGUAUUUUGGAGUAUGUUGAGUAUUAUUCCGACCUAAUAAAAGAAUUGAGAUCUCAUGGAAGAUGUGGAGUGGAAGGGGAAUUCAGUCAGCUUCUAAUAUUCUUCAGCAAGAUAUUCCUGUUGAAUGCUAUGAGAGGAGAUGCUUUGCCGAAAAUGCAAAUGAUGCUUGAUGGAGUAGUUACAACAAGUGUUCCCGAUCUGAGAUACAGGUUGCAGGGGGAAUGUCACAGUGGUUUUAAAAGUAAUUCAUCUCUACUGACAGUGACUGUUGGAGAGGUGAAGAGGUGGUCGCUUUCACAUGAAGAAAAAACUACCGCUGAUUUCAAUAUCAGAAAAUUGAAGUUUACAGGCCAGUCUGUAGAAAGCUUGUUAGGGCGGCAUGGAGGAGAGCUCUUAGUGGAAUGGAAAAAGUCUGCUUUACAAGAUACAAAUUUAGGAAUAAUUUGUAUUAAGAACAUGAUCAUUUUCACGUGUUUGAAGUUGGACAGAGAGCAUUUAUCAAACUUAGCACAUGGUCAUUCAGUGGAAAAUGAGAGAAGUGUAAUCCGCUACUCAAAGCCUUACAACUUCUUAGUUAGAAAAGAUCGAGAAGAAAUUAUGGAUACAAUGUUUCAUCUUGGUUUGCUCUGUAGACUUGGAAGUUUACACUUGCUUCUGGAUUAGCAACACAUUUCGCUUUUUUGUGUUAAUAAGACCUUGAAUACAGCUCAAAAUUUGUGAAUGAAUGCAUUGACAUGUUAAUGAAAGAUAUGCUACUGGAUCUUUUGAGAGGAGAAAUGGAUGACAAGGACAGGAAAAUGAAAUGUUUGGAAAAAACAUGUGCAGAAUUGGGGAAAAUUCAAGAAGACUUUUGAAAAGAAAUGAAAGCAGAAUAUAUUCUACAUAAGGUGAUGAGACCCCAAGAUGAACAGUGCCAUGUAUAAUUAUUUCAUAACCAUUGUAUCUUUUUGGUUGUUGAAAUAUUGGUAUUGAAUACUAUAUUUUUUAGCAUAAAAUAAUAGUGAAUAAAAAUAAA